Ctenopharyngodon idella (grass carp) is the source of this 2638-nucleotide messenger RNA. RefSeq names its product beta-1,3-galactosyltransferase 2-like. The record is from RefSeq and is a predicted model, not a curated record. Bases 309 to 1325 code for a protein of 338 amino acids. NCBI's taxonomy places the organism in Eukaryota, Metazoa, Chordata, Actinopteri, Cypriniformes, Xenocyprididae. Gene Ontology annotation, molecular function: N-acetyl-beta-D-glucosaminide beta-(1,3)-galactosyltransferase activity. Gene Ontology annotation, cellular component: membrane. The transcript has a single exon.
CUGAUGAAUCCUUCAGUGAAUAAAUUCUCUGAAUCAGACUUACUGCAAGCUAUCUUUGUCAAAAUGAAACAAGUUCUGUGUUAUUAAAAAUUCAUGAAACUAUCAUUACUAACUGGUUGUUCAUGUCAUAUGAAAACAUGUCGUGUAGACGAAGAUUUGCAACAGUUAUUUUUGUGGUACAUUAUAUUUUAAUUUAAAAAAAAAAAAAACUGUGAGACUCAUUUUGACCUGUUUCUCUUUUUUCUCUCUGCAGUUUGGCUCAGGAUAAAGGUCCAAAUAAAAUUAAAAGUGCAUUUAUUCUGCUGCUUAUGUUGACAUUCUUAUUGUCUGCCAUUGCUUAUGCCUCUGAUUUCUUUUUGGACACACUUAGGUUCCCUCAAACAUGGUUUACUAAAGUCAUGAAUCAGACUCAUUAUAAGGUAAAUUUAUCAGAUCAUAAUCAAAAAAAUACAUUAGCAGCUUUGCCAGGUCAACAAAUCCAACAAAGAGGUACAGCAAUUUAUUAUCACAUAGCUCAUCCAAGCAACUAUCAUUUCAUUCUGGAUGAACCUGAUAAAUGUAAGCAGAAUCCAUUCCUGGUCUUGAUGGUCCCUGUGGCGCCCAAUCAGGUAGCAGCUCGUAACGCCAUCCGGAGCACGUGGGGGAAUGAGAGCACAGUCCAGGGAAAAGCAGUGAUUACUCUGUUCCUGGUGGCUUUGACUGGAGGAUCCGACUCUGAAAAAACUCAACAGCAGCUGGAGGAAGAGAGCCGACAACACAGAGACUUACUGCAGAGCAACUUUGUGGACUCAUACUUUAACCUGACUAUAAAGACGAUGGUGAUCAUGGACUGGCUGGCCACUCGUUGCCCUCAAGCGACUUUCAGUAUGAAGGUUGAUUCUGACAUGUACUUAAACCUGGAAAACCUGAUGACCCUUCUAUUGGCACCCGACACACCCAGACAGAACUACAUCACUGGAAUGGUGAUGUGGAACCGACCCGUCAUUAGAGACAAGAACUCAAAAUGGUACGUGUCAGAGGAGCUGUACCCCGAACCGUACUACCCCACAUACCUGCUGGGAAUGGGAUAUGUUUUCUCCAAUGACCUGCCAGAAAAAAUAGUUGAGGCUUCCAAGGACAUAAAGGCCUUUAACAUAGAAGACGCAUAUGUGGGUGCUUGUCUGAAACAGUUGGGUGUUGCACCCUCAUCCCCCCCAAACCCUUCACAGUUUAGAGCCUAUCUGGGACAGUAUAUACGAGAGGAUUUUUUCAAGGUCAUUACGACAAUCCUGGGAUCCCCACAGCAGCUAAUAGACAUCUGGAAGGAUGUAAAGAGGCCCACAUAAAAGUAUAGAAGCACAAAAAAAAAUGAGAAACAUAGAUUUCUGUUUACAAAGACAAGAAACAUGUCUAUUUAAGAACAUUUUGUAAAAAUGGUCACAACCUGUUAACAAUAUGUUCUGAUGGGGCGAGGAACAUUUCAAGCAGAACACAUUCUGGACAGGAACACAGCUUCUUGAGAUGCAUUUUUAAAGCUGAACUUCUUUUAACGGGAAACAGGUUUUUAAAAACACAAUGCUGAUGCUUGAGAUGUAGAUGUCAAAAGUCUACAAAGUUUGUUUACAUAGAAAAACAAUUAAAAAGCAGCGCAGUGCACUAAAAGCAUGUUCUUUCUGAACCGACCUGACGGUUCCACAAUAUUACAACAUAUAUGCACAACCUAACAUAUGUUACAAAUUUUAAGUUAAAAUCUAUAUAUAAUUAUACGGAAUUAAUACACUGUAUGUACAUAGAAAUUCCAUAAAAUAUCCAUUUUAACUGAAAAGUUGAACCGUUUUCACAAGGCAUGGGUAUUUUUCAUAAAUGUCUGUUGGGGAAGAUUGCUAACUGGUGUCAUUUAUAUUUUGUAAUUUUAUACAAUUCAUUAAUUACAAUUUCUGUUAGUCAGAAGAAGGUUUUAAAUUUAUGUACAUUCCAUUUUUCAUUUUUACUGUUUUGUGGAUUUCAUAAUUGAUUUAUUCUUUAAAUAUUUCUGGAAUAAUCAUAAGAGGGAGAAAUCACAUUUUCCUAGAAGGUUUAAUGCUCUAUGAAAACAUAAUGUGAUUUAAAGGUGCAAUGUGUAAAUUUGGGAGGAUCUAUUUACAGAAAUGCAAUAUAAUAUACAUAACUAUGUUUUCAGUGGUGUAUAAAGACGUUACAUAAUGAACCGUUAUGUUUUUAUUACCUUAGAAUGAGCCAUUUAUAUCUACAUACACCGCGGGUCCACUUACAUGUUAAAUCGCCAUUUUGUGCCGGCAUAUUUCUACAGUAGCCCUAAACGGACAAACUGCUCUACAGAGCGUGUUUGCCUGCCUGGCUACUCUCUGCUGUCUCAGACGACGACAUUUUUGUUCUGUGAUGGCCACUGCAGCUUCUCUAUAUUGCAAUUCGCAAUCUCACCGCUAGAUGCCGCUAGAAUUUACACACUGCACAAACUGCCUCACCAAUAUAAAAGAGCAUUUACUCACAAGUAUGUAAAAUGUAUUUAAAUGUAUUUUUUUUAUUUAAUAAUUUUUAAAUUAAAUUGAGGUGUUUAACCUGUGUAAUCAUUACUGUAAAAUUCAUGUUUAUUUAACUUCAUAUUAAAUAAAAAAAAAAGAACACCAUCUCCCAGGUCAAA